UGAGCGUUUAUUUUUGGGUAGAAAGAGAAUUGAUUUGAUUUGAGUUGAAAGUCAACGAAGUCACACAGCACAUAGUCAUAGAGUCCCAGUGCCGUUAACAGCCAGAUCGCUCUUUUCUUUCUCUGCAAUCCCAAUCUCAGUUUCUUCCAUUCUUCCCUUCACUCUCACAAUGCGAAUCCUUCUCCUUCUCUCCCUCGCCACGCUCCUCCUCUUCUCCUCCUUCUCUUCCACCCUCUGCGCCGCCCCGCCCGCGGCCGACGACGACAAUGAAGACCUCAGUUUCCUCGAAGAGGAGACCUCCACACCGGACCACCACCAACACCACUUCGAUGACGCCAGUGACGACUUCGACGACUUCGAGGACGACUCCGAGGCCUACAAGCAGCCUCAGGUUGACGAGAAAGAUGUCAUCGUUUUGAAGGACAAGAAUUUCAGCGACGUCAUCAAGAACAACCGCUUCGUCAUGGUCGAAUUCUACGCGCCGUGGUGCGGCCACUGUCAGGCACUCGCACCGGAGUACUCCGCCGCCGCCUCCGAGCUCAAGGGCGAAGAUGUCAUUUUGGCGAAGGUCGAUGCCACGGAGGAGAAUGAAUUGGGGCAGCAAUACGAUGUGCAGGGUUUUCCCACUAUCUACUUCUUCGCUGAUGGCAUUCACAAGCCUUAUAAUGGCCAAAGGACCAAGGAUGCUAUAGUAACGUGGAUUAAGAAGAAAAUUGGACCUGGUGUAUACAACUUGACUACAUUGGAGGAUGCUCAACGUAUUCUGGCCAACGAAACUAAAGUUGUUUUGGGCUUCCUCAACUCUUUAGUUGGUUCUGAGAGUGAGGAGCUUGCUUCCGCUUCAAGACUUGAGGAUGAUGUCAAUUUUUAUCAGACUGUGAAUUCUGACGUGGCCAAGCUUUUCCAUAUUGAUCCCGAUGCUAAGCGCCCAGCUUUGAUCCUCGUCAAGAAGGAGGAAGAAAAACUUAGCCACUUUGAUGGAAAAUUUGAGAAGUCUGCAAUAGCGGACUUUGUCUUUUCAAACAAGCUUCCUUUGGUAACAAUAUUUACAAGAGAAAGUGCCCCAGCAGUUUUCGAAAAUUCAAUCAAGAAACAGGUGUUGCUGUUUGCGACUUCAAAGGAUUCACAGAAGUUCAUCCCAGUAUUUCAAGAAGUAGCAAAAUCUUUCAAGGGAAAGUUGAUCUUUGUAUCCGUUGAACUGGAUAAUGAAGAUGUUGGAAAGCCUGUUUCAGAAUACUUUGGUGUCGGCGGAGAUGGUCCAAAAGUACUUGGAUACACUGGGAAUGAUGAUGGAAGAAAAUUUGUGCUUGACGGAGAGGUGACUGCUGACAGAAUUAAGGCAUUUGGGGAAGAUUUUCUCGAUGACAAGCUGAAACCAUUUUACAAGUCAGAUCCAAUCCCUGAAAGUAAUGAUGGUGAUGUGAAAAUAGUAGUUGGGAAUAAUUUUGAUGAAAUUGUCUUGGAUGAGUCAAAGGAUGUUCUCCUUGAGAUUUAUGCUCCCUGGUGUGGCCAUUGCCAAGCACUGGAGCCAAUAUAUGACAAGCUUGCGAAACAUCUUCGUAGUAUCGAGUCUCUUGUAAUAGCCAAGAUGGAUGGAACAACAAAUGAGCACCCCAGGGCUAAGCCCGACGGAUUCCCCACCCUUCUUUUCUUCCCAGCAGGAAACAAGAGUUUUGAACCUAUUACUGUUGAUACAGAUCGUACUGUGGUGGCCUUCUACAAGUUCCUCAAAAAACAUGCAUCAAUUCCAUUCAAGCUCCAGAAACCAACCUCAACUACUCAAUCCGAGAGCUCUGGUGACAAAGAGAGACAGAGUAGCAAUAGUGAUGUGAAGGAUGAAUUAUGAAGAGUUAAGUAACAUUUUUUUCUUUAUAAAACUAUAAUCCAGAUUGAUGAUAACAUGUUACUGAGGGUGAAAUAUAUGAGCUACUUCUUCUCACCCCGGCCAAUAUAAAAUGUGGGGACGGAGGGGGGUUAGAUUCAGAAAGUGGCACAAUUGCAAGGCAACAUAUGUAUUACUGUAACUUCAAAUUUGACAACUGUGGGCACUUUAUAAUUUUUGGGUUGAGACUUCAAUAAAUUCCCUGCUAAAGUUUACUUUUUUUUC
This is a messenger RNA of Vigna angularis (adzuki bean), 2107 nucleotides long. RefSeq names its product protein disulfide isomerase-like 1-4. The coding region runs from base 170 to 1846 and encodes 558 amino acids. The record is from RefSeq and is a predicted model, not a curated record. Gene Ontology annotation, molecular function: protein disulfide isomerase activity. Gene Ontology annotation, cellular component: endoplasmic reticulum. Gene Ontology annotation, biological process: response to endoplasmic reticulum stress; protein folding. Lineage: Eukaryota; Viridiplantae; Streptophyta; Magnoliopsida; Fabales; Fabaceae. The transcript is spliced from 12 exons.